UGAAGAUCCUGUCUACCCGGCCGCUCUUUCGGCUGAUCAUCCAAAUCGGUUGCAGCUCUAGCGGAGCCGCCAUGUCACAAGCACAAGGUGUAUGAAGAGAUGGGGAGCGUUGCAGAGGAGUGGGAUGCAGGCGAUGACCCUCAUUUUCCGGGAUGCCAAGAUUCCAAGAUCUCAAUGGCUGGCUGGCGUUGCAGUAGAACAUGAUGCAUAUGUCCAUAGCCCAAAGCUUGCAGGUGCACGAGGAAUCAACAAGGACUUCUACAAGACUAAUUAUUGGUGUGCACACUGCCAGUUCUGCCGAAGUUCACGCAGGUGAAGUCACGCAUGUGAGUGGAGUUCCGAAGUUCAACAUAGGCUCCAAUCUGAAUGGCUGUGGCAUGCUGUGGCUUCGGCUUUGUGAAAAGCAAUCGCGAGGAGCAAGGAAACACAACGAUAUCACUUACUCACUUUGCUGCUUUCUGCUAUACUAGUAACUAUAAGAGCUUGGGUGUUGCGUCGGCUUGGUGCUUCUAUGUUUAUUGUGUUUGUGAAAGGCCCCACCAUGCAGACCCCAACCCUGCAAGACUGAAGAGAUUCAGGAGUGUGAAGAAAGGUGAGCAAGAGUUUGCUGAGGUCCGGCCCUUUGUGUGAUCAGGGCUCCGGCCACCUGCUCCUGUGAAGAAAAGGUGAGCAAGGGGCUCCGGCCAACGACUGCUGCAGUGUGAAGAAAAGGUGAGCAAGAGGCUCCGGCCACCACAAGAAAGAGGUAUUGCCAUGCAGGGGCUCACAGGACAGCACAGGACCUGCAUUGGCAUCAUGGAAGCAAAGGCUCCGGCCACCGAGCUUUCAACACGAGCCGUUCAACCACCAAACAUUAUCACUAGAAUGAUACCUUAGGGUGUAAGGAGGCUGAGGUCUAACAUGAUUGAACUUUCAAGACCGCUGGAAUAUAGAUUUCCUAAUUCACUAUAGACCCCUUAUAUGUUGCGUGGGUUUUUCACACUCGAACAUUUGUGCCCUGAGCUUUUCACUUUAGACCUUAUGACUGUGUUCCACUUCUUGGAGUGACCCGUGUCUUUCAGAUUCGACUCGACCAAGUUUCAGGGAACAAGAAACUCUGCACAGAGAGAGCGAGGCAUCUCCGAACACGUCCAACAGGAACACAACCGACCUUUUCUUUUUCUCUUGACCUAGAUCUUACUCAGACAAAAAAUUCUAAUGUCCUGGGAAUUCACCCAGUCAUACAUCCCUGCUACCCAGCCUUCCUCUUCCAUAGGUGCACUCUUGCCUGUGAUUGCUGCGGCUGGGUCUAAAUUGGUUCCCUUAGGCAUGAACGAAAGUGCAGUUUCGGUAGAAGUCCUUGACUUCUAUAUCAGACCCUUGGUGGGUCCAGGAUAGUUCCCCAGAAGCACAAACUGAACAACAUCUCCGCUGAAGAUCAGUGCAUUCCAUGUCAAUCCGAACUACCUUUUCCAUGCUCUGUCUGCU
Molecule: messenger RNA, 1467 nt
Organism: Durusdinium trenchii
Lineage: Eukaryota; Dinophyceae; Suessiales; Symbiodiniaceae
Source: the annotation of a GenBank genome assembly